Myotis brandtii (Brandt's bat) is the source of this 901-nucleotide messenger RNA. It is a transcript of the gene CENATAC, whose product is annotated as coiled-coil domain containing 84. The record is from RefSeq and is a predicted model, not a curated record. The coding region runs from base 126 to 785 and encodes 219 amino acids. Lineage: Eukaryota; Metazoa; Chordata; Mammalia; Chiroptera; Vespertilionidae. The transcript is spliced from 10 exons.
UGCGCACACACCUCAGCCACGGGAGCCUGACGGUGCUGCACGGGGGGCUGCUGGAGCACCUGGCCAGCCCAGAGCAUAAGAAAGCAACAAACCGAUUCUGGUGGGAGAACAAGGCUGAGUUUCAGAUGAAAGAGAAGUUUCUCAUCUCCCCUCAAGAGUAUGCACAAUUCAAGAAAUCCAUGGUAAAAGGUUUGGAUUCCUAUGAGGAAAAAGAGGACGAGGUGAUCAAAGAGAUGGCAGCUCAUAUUCGAGAGGUGGAGCACAGCCGGCAGGAGGUGGUUCGGUCCAUCUUAGAGUCUCAGGCAGUGCCAGACCCAGAAGAGGGCUCUUCGGCACCUGGAAGCUGGAAAGGGACAACCAGUCAAAUAACCUCCACCUCACAGUGGCCCUCAUACUUGGACCUGCCACCUGCCCCAGAACUUGACUGGAUGGAGACAGGACAACCUCUGACAUUCAUUGGUCAUCAGGACACACCAGGACUUGGUAACAUCCACUCAGGUGCCACACCGCCCUGGAUGGCCCAAGAUGAGGAACACAGCUCUGGGAACCAACAAAUAGGACCUUCCUAUGAAGAAUUUCUUAAAGAAAAGGAAAAACAGAAAUUGAAGAAACUCCCUCCAGACAGAGUUGGGGCCAACUUUGACCACAGCUCCAGCACCAGUGCAGGCUGGCUGCCCUCUUUUGGCAGGGUCUGGAACAAUGGACGUCGCUGGCAAUCCAGGCAUCAAUUCAAAACUGAAGCUGCAACAAGGAACAAACAGCAGUCAAAGAAAAUGGUUUCAUAAGGCUUAGAAGCCAUGUCAGCAAAUCCAGCCCCGCCUGCUACCUUUUGUGACUGCCUCGCUUAGGAAAAAGACAUACCCACUUACUGAUUUAAUAAAGGUUUAUUUUUCAAAAUGUA